Messenger RNA from Mytilinidion resinicola, 1935 nucleotides. RefSeq lists its product as uncharacterized. The record is from RefSeq and is a predicted model, not a curated record. The transcript is spliced from 2 exons. The coding region runs from base 1 to 1935 and encodes 644 amino acids. Lineage: Eukaryota; Fungi; Ascomycota; Dothideomycetes; Mytilinidiales; Mytilinidiaceae.
AUGGAGCCCUCGUCGCAAGCUGCUACCCCUCGAUCUGCCUCCGAGUCAAACACCGCCGCCAAUCCCAAGCUGGCUGCCCCCAAGGACAAGAACUGCCCCUUCUGCCAGCAGGCCUUUACUUCCUCCUCGCUCGGCCGCCACCUCGACCUCUACAUCAAGCCCAAGAACCCCAAGGCCCCCGAUGGCGUGCACAAUGUCGACGAGAUCCGCAAGCUGCGCGGCGGCAUCACACGUCGCCAGGCGCGAACUUCCUCAGUCAAGCAAGAAACAUCGGCCCCCGGCUCGGCGACGCGCCCCUCGUUCACCGGCGACGAGUCGCCCGUCGUCGUACACUCACCAGGCGUGGAUGACGACCCGCUGCAGCCCAGCAGGGUGCGCACCACGCUGAACGAGCUGCAUUGGCAUGCUACUGGCGUCAUCAACAACCUGCCGCCACGCCCGAGUCCUGCCCCGGUCCCAGAGGCGCGACGAGACAUAUCACGGCACGUUUCGAAGAAGGUUGAGAUGGAACAGCGGCAUAAGGCCUCAGAUGAAUGGGAAACGGGAAAGGCCGCUGAGUUGGCAUUGAAGGAGGUGCUGGGAAGCUUCAAGGAGGCUAGUGCACGAAUUUCCACAUCAGGCCCCUUCGAUUUUGACCCCUUCAGCAUAGGAUUCCCCGGCCUGUGUCUCCGCAUACUCUCCCCACCAUCUACCCUCUUUUCGCCAUCACCAUUUCCAAGCCCCGACUCUUGGUCAAUAAACCCGCCCGGGCGAAAGCAAUUCGAAGCCCUAGUUAAGCUGGCUAGGGACACAUGUCACACAUACUACAGGGUGCGCCUUCCAAUCCAAAGCAGCGCGUCCCGAUCAUCUUCUAUUCUAUCGCCAAUGGCCCAAUCUCCUAUGCCUACACUGGACUUAUUCGACGAGAAAUGGAGAAAACUGUCAGAUCAUCUAACCGAGGCGUGGAAUCACUGGCAGACGUUGUCGCGCGAACAGCAGCAGGAGUCGUGGCAACUGGAGAUCUUGCGGUCGUACCAUCGGUCUAACGACGCGCUGAAAAUUUCACAGGGAGAGCUGGAAGCUGCGCGGCGGGAAAUCGAGCAACUCAAGGCCGCACAAUGGUCAUCUGGAAACACACCACAGUAUCCUCAAUUUCCCGGAAAUACUCCUCCAGCCACUCUCCACCUCGGUACAGACAUGCUCAAGCAGUUCACAACCCGAAGCACGGAUCUAAGAAACUGGGACUACGAUCACCUCGUGGAGAAAUGGAAAGCAGUGGUUCGUGAGAAUAAGAAGGCCGCCAACGGAAUGGCAGCACAGAGGUCUCUUUCUGUAGCGUCGCCUCAGUCGAUUGGGUUGGGAUCUCGAAACUACACCAUGGACGAUCCUGGCGUGCCAGUACCUAUCUAUCCAACUGCCAACGGAACAGGGGCCAACACUAAUUCUAAUUCGCUGUCCCAAAACGGGAGAACCCCAGCACAGGUUUAUUCGGCGCCUCCAACCAUCAACGGGAGUGCGGAUGAUGAUGCAGGCGACCAGAUGGAUGGCGAAGGAGAGGACGAGGACGCUGACGGCGACGCCGAAGAGGCACCGGAGGAGGUUUCUCUAGCAGACCAUCGGCAGCAGCAAUACCAGGCACAAGCUCAAGCACAAGCACAAGCUCACGCGCAAGCGCAAGCCCAGGCUCAACAGGCCCAGCAAGCAUGGGCGAGACAGCAUAUGAAUCAAAACCGCAGCCAGCAACGUCCGCAGCCGCAACAGCGCAUGGCACAAAACCCACAGGCGCAGCACAUGCAAAUGAAAAAUAGGCGUUCUUCGCAAGCGAUGGGCAUGAACAACCAGAAGCCGGAUCACGCUGCUAACUCGAGUGGGAUGAUGCCUAUGGAAGGUAUCGAGAAUUCUGCUGACGCUUUCUUGGGCGGAGGCAUGAGUCUGGGAAUGGGCUUGAAUCGCUAG